This is a messenger RNA of Gallus gallus (chicken), 3041 nucleotides long. RefSeq names its product PHD finger protein 7-like. The record is from RefSeq and is a predicted model, not a curated record. Gene Ontology annotation, cellular component: nucleus. The coding region runs from base 1 to 2379 and encodes 792 amino acids. The transcript has 13 exons. Lineage: Eukaryota; Metazoa; Chordata; Aves; Galliformes; Phasianidae.
AUGGAUCCCCAUCACAUUAGAACUGAUUCAUUUGAGCAUGUGUAUCUGGAUAGCCAUGAGCUCCAGUGUCCAGAACUUCAUGAGGAGAAGGAGCAGAAGCCUGAGAACCUUAACACCAAGGAGCCUUCCCCCAAGAACAUCUUGAAAGAACAGAGAGCCAAGAGAGGCUGUGUGUGUCACGCAGUUCCUGCAGCAGCACGAACACGCCUGGUUCCACAGGGGCAGCGAUCAGGGAGAAGCCCACCCCUCGUCCUGUGGGUGCAGCAGCACUCAGCAGCACCAGGCCCCGCUCCCCAGAACUGUGCUUCUGCAGCAGGGACAGGCCCUGAGCACGGGCGUUCUCUGCUGCCAGUGCCCCCGCCGCAGAAACAAGAUCCCCACGUUGAGCGUGUUCAGACAACACAACAUGGCGAUGUCAACCACAUUCGGGCUGGUGUCCUGCUGCUGCUCCGGCAGGCCUGGCCCUUUGCUGCCCAUGAGCGCUGUGCCGGGGUGGAAGAGCAAGGCUGCCCUCGGGUGGCUCCAGGGCUGCAGCCCUGCCCAACGGACAGCUCCACUCGGGCCUCUGCAUGGCCAGCACCCGGCCCCUCGGUCUGCCCAGAGCCGACGCCUGCCUGCUUGGGUGCCGAGGGCCGCCACCUUCACACCCCCCCUCCGCCCCCCUGGGCGGUGGCGAUUCUGUCACAGUCGGUGCCAGGGAGCGGCCACUGUGACCCACGGGGCUGCGAGCGCAACAAAGGCUGCCAAGCUCUGGCCGUGCGUCAGUGCGACCUGGCAAGAGUUGUCAGAGGAGCGUGCAGAGGAGUAAGCCCAGCGCUGCCGGAGCAGGAACUCUGCAAGUGCUCGCUGUCGACGUGCGCCAUGUGCUCAAGGACGUGGGGGGCUCCCAUCUUCAGGGAGCCAGCGUGCAUGCUGUGCGGCCAGACAGAUGCCGACCCGGACAUCUGUGGGUCCAAGCAGCUGGACUUUGGGAUGUGUGCCCAUGCGUUCUGUAUGGCAUUUUCCAACGGCCUUUUCCAGCAGGCCACAAUAGUGGGCAGAACUGCAGAGGUGUCCCCUGAAGACGUCCAACGCGUAGUCCGGGAGGCAGAGCGGAAGCACUGCUUCAUCUGUGGCGAGACGGGGGCCCCCAUCACCUGUGCAGAGGCGGGCUGUGAACACAGUUUCCAUCUCCCCUGCGCCCGGGAGGGUGACUGUGUCACCCAGUACUUUGGAGAGUACAGUUCAUUCUGCCAGAAGCACAGCCCUAAGCAGGCUGCGGAGGUGGCUCCAGCGCAGGAUACCAACUGCAUUAUCUGCAUGGAGCCAGUGGGGGACAAGAAGUCCUACCACACCCUGGUGUGCCCAGCCUGCAAACACGCCUGGUUCCACCGGGCCUGCAUCCAGGGACAGGCCAUCCGUGCAGGCGUUAACUGCUUUCAGUGCCCCCUCUGCCGAGAUGCGGAUGCCUUUCUAUCCGACAUGCUCGUCAUGGGCAUCCGAAUCCCUCUCAGCGGACCAAUGUGGGAGGACGGCAACGCAUACGCAUCGCUGGGAUUGAGACACGGGCGCUGCGAUGCCAGCGAGUGCCUUUCCCCACAGGGCAGGGGGCAGGCAGAGGAAGAGGGGCCCUGGGAGCUGCUCCUGUGCAGCUCCUGUGCUGCGGAAGGCACUCACCGGCGCUGCUCCUACCUGAGCAACAACGCAGACGCUUGGGAGUGCAAAGCCUGUGCUGGCAUGGGCACCGCCUCCAGUGUCAUCUCAGAGGUCACCGGCCCCAGCACCGCCAGCCAACGUGGUCUGCUGCCAUCCCACGGCUCCACAGCACCCGAGAGCGGCAGCUCCAGCACAGCCAGCCUGGCACCAUCAGGGCCGGUUCACAGCUCCCAGGUGCCUGAGAGCGGCAGCCUGUCCAGCCAGCUUGGGACAGGCCAUGGGGAUGAUGACAUCUACAAUCAUCCCCAACGUUGCCGUGGGAGCAGCCGAGCUGCGGCUUCAUCGGGUGCUGCUGAUAGAUGCACCCCAACAUCUGCCAGUCAAAGGGCAUCGCUGUCCUCAAGGGCUUCCCUGGCAGUUGGCAGCCGCAGGUCCAGACAGGGAGAGCGGACUCGGACACGAAGCCGCUCUCCAAUACAAUCUCAGGCCCCGGAUUCCCACAGCCAUCCCCAAAGGUGCUCCAGGAGGAGCCGUGCACCAGCUCCAAGGGCUGAGGGUGGCUCCCAGCUCAACACCAGACGGGGAGCACUGGGGUCUUCAAGGGAUUCCACCGCGGCUCAUCAGAGAAGCCAGUCCAGGCAGCGUGAGCAGGCCCGGGCAAGAAGCCGCUCCCCUGUGGGCCGUGGGCCUGCAGAAUCCCGGGGCCAGCUCCAAAGACACCACAGGAGCCAGUCCAGGCGAUGAGGGCCGGCCCAGGUGCAAAGCUGCUCCUGGGCUCGUCAGGCUGAGAACACCCACAGCCGGCCCCAAAGGUUUCUCGUGAGUCGCCGGAUGCGAGCCCCGCGUGCUGGCUCUGGUCCUCAGAGGCCAGCACAAUAAAACUUAGAGAUCUCAUAGACAUUUGUCAGUGUUGUUCUUCUCUGCCUUUCCCAAGGUGGGAUGCAGUCAGGGCCGGAACCACAGGGUAGUCUUCUCCCUAGCACUUAUGCCCCUCUACCAUCCUUCCCUUUGCGUGGCUCUACGCAGAGCUGGGUUCCAACUCCAUUGGGGCUCAACAUCUCCUAAUGCCCACAGGCCAAGGCCGUGCUAGCACGGGCAGCCCUGUUCUGGGGGUGUUUCUGGCCUUGGGGCAGCCUCUGCGUUCAGAGCGUGCAGGCAGCCUCCCCCACCAGCCAUCUGUGGGCUGGGCCAGGACCUGCCUGGGCUCUCCUCCUGCACUGCUGCAGCGCCAGCAGGUCCGAGUAGAGGUUCUGCUUUGGGGAUGCUACAGCGCAUCAACUGCCUGAACCACUAAUUUCUAUCCCAAAGUCCUGUAGGCCCCUUGCAGGUACUGGAAGGUCGCUAUGAGGUCCCCCCGGGCGCCUUCUCCAGGCUGAGGAGCCCCUACUUUCUCAGCCUCUUCUCAU